ACUUGCCCAUGCUUCACUCCCCAACGUAAUCACUGCAAAGCUUAAAAAAUGAGCAUGGUUUGGUACUUAACGCUGACACUGCUCGCCGUUAGUCCGGCGAUUAUUGAGGGCUGCCCGCCGUCAGACCGGGCAGCGUUGCUGGCCUUCAAGGCGACCCUCCACGAGCCCUACUUGGGCAUCUUCAACUCGUGGACGGGCGCCGACUGUUGCCACAACUGGUACGGCGUUAGCUGCGACCCGGAGACCCGCCGCGUCGCCGACAUCACCCUCCGUGGAGAGUCCGAGGACCCGAUAUUCGAGCGGGCCCACCGCACCGGUCACAUGACCGGCUACAUCUCACGCUCCAUCUGUAGUCUCACGCGCCUCUCCUCGAUCAUUAUCGCUGAUUGGAAGGGCAUCUCGGGCGAGAUCCCCACGUGUAUCACCUCGCUUCCCUUUCUCCGAAUCUUGGAUCUUAUUGGCAAUAAGAUCUCGGGCGAGAUUCCGCACGAUAUCGGCCGGCUCCAGCGGCUCUCCGUCCUCAACUUCGCCGAUAAUCUCAUCUACGGGAGUAUCCCACCGUCCAUUACGAACCUUACCGGCCUGAUGCACCUGGACCUCCGAAACAACCGACUCUCCGGCGCGCUUCCCCAAAAUUUCGGGAGACUCGGGAUGCUGAGCCGAGCUUUGCUGAGUCGCAACCAGUUCUCCGGGCCGAUCCCAGCUUCGCUUACCCAAAUUUACCGCCUUGCGGAUCUGGAUCUUUCUUUGAAUCAGAUCUCGGGUCCAAUCCCGGACUCACUCGGUAAAAUGGCGGUUCUCGCAACGUUAAAUGUCGACGGCAAUAGAAUAUCAGGUAGAAUACCGGCUAGUCUGUUUAGCUCCGGGAUUGGUAACUUAAAUUUGAGCCGAAACGCGCUUGACGGUUACAUACCGGACGUUUUCGGGCCGAGAUCGUACUUUACCGUGCUCGAUUUAUCGUACAAUAAUUUGAGGGGUGCGAUACCCAAAUCUGUGUCUUCCGCUUCAUAUAUCGGACACAUGGAUUUGAGCCAUAACCACCUAUGUGGUAGAAUACCGGCCGGUUCGCCGUUCGACCAUCUGGAAGCGUCGUCGUUUGUUUACAACGAUUGUCUUUGUGGGAAGCCGCUAAAAGCUUGCUAGACUAAUAUGUUUCGGCCGAGAUAGGUUGGGGUUUGUGUCGGUAAACCGACAUAUGAUGAAUAUGUUUGUAUUACGUGAUACUAAAUUAGUACGUAGUCCUCUAUAUGUUGCUAAUUAGUCGAUUAUAUUUUGUGUUUAAUCUACGUUGUACGUGAUUUGCA
This is a messenger RNA of Corylus avellana, 1304 nucleotides long. RefSeq lists its product as uncharacterized. The record is from RefSeq and is a predicted model, not a curated record. Lineage: Eukaryota; Viridiplantae; Streptophyta; Magnoliopsida; Fagales; Betulaceae. Gene Ontology annotation, molecular function: protein binding.